Molecule: messenger RNA, 498 nt
Organism: Mya arenaria
Lineage: Eukaryota; Metazoa; Mollusca; Bivalvia; Myida; Myidae
Product: 60S ribosomal protein L28-like
Exons: 4
Coding region: 45-458 (137 amino acids)
Biological process (GO): translation
Cellular component (GO): ribosome; cytosolic large ribosomal subunit
Molecular function (GO): structural constituent of ribosome
Source: RefSeq, a predicted model, not a curated record
UAUAAUAUUACUAUUUCUUCAAAUUUCUUUUGCAGUAAGCCAAGAUGUCCGUGUCACCAGACCUUGUGUGGGGAAUCAUCAGGAACAACUCCGCCUUUAUCCUGAAGGGCAACAGACAGACCUACAGCAGGGAGCCCAACAACCUGAGGUCCCGUAACUCUUUCCGCUACAACGGAUUCAUCAACAAGAGGACAGUCGGUGUUCAGCCAACCAAGGACAACAAGGGCGUCGUCCUGGUUACCAAGAAACCAACAGUCCGUGGACGUCCAAAUGUGACAUACAACCGUGUGGAGCUAAAGAAAGGUGGACGCAAAACCCUAGAGACGAUCCGUAACACGAUCCGCAAGGGCAGCUACAGGAAGGACUUGAAAAUGGCGGCUGUCCGUCGUGCCAGCGCCAUCCUGAAGAGCCAGAAGCCUGUGGCCAUCAGAAAGAACGUCCGCAGGAAGAAGGAAUAACUUCUAUGUACAUACACAGCAAAUAAAUUAAGAAAAAAUG